Molecule: messenger RNA, 872 nt
Organism: Camellia sinensis
Lineage: Eukaryota; Viridiplantae; Streptophyta; Magnoliopsida; Ericales; Theaceae
Product: non-classical arabinogalactan protein 30-like
Biological process (GO): root hair elongation; unidimensional cell growth
Cellular component (GO): cell periphery
Source: RefSeq, a predicted model, not a curated record
UCAUCACACCAAGCCUAUCUACUCGACUCUCUAAAGCUCUAAUCACCCUCCGUUAAAGAAGAUGGCAAGCACCCAGAUCAUGAUUGUUGCCUCUUUACUCCUAUUGGCCAUUCACUCCAUUGCUGCUUAUGAGAAUGUUCCAGCCAAAGCAGUAGAGAAGAAUGUAGAUGUCGUGGUGGAAGGCAUGGUCUAUUGCCAGAGCUGCGAGCACUUCGGAACUUGGUCGAUGUCUGGUGCUGAGCCCAUCUCUGCAGCUAAAGUUAGCGUUAUCUGCAAAGAUUACAGAAACCGAGUCAGCUAUUACAAGGUGUUCGAAACAGAUGCACAUGGUUACUUCUAUGCACAAUUGGAAGGUUUCAAGAUGGGCCACUCCUUAUUGGACCAUCCCCUCACCUCAUGCCAUGUGAAACUCGUUUCUUCGCCUCUACAAAGCUGCAACCUACUUUCUAAUGUGAACUACGGACUCAACGGUUCCCCACUCCGCUACGAGAAUAAGAGAAUGCUAGGAAAGAAUUAUGAGGCUGUGGUUUAUGCUGCGGGUCCCUUGGCAUUUCGCCCAGCUCACUGCACUCCCACCAGUCACCUCUGAUUUCACACCAGUUAUUUAUCCGGAACCCCUGAUUAAUUUUUAUUGUUUUUUUUCAGUUGUUCUUUCCUAUUUGUUCACAGUUCUGUAAUGUUUCUCAGCUCACAUUUUGUUCUAUUUGUUGCAUAAAUUGACAUAUUUUGUUCUUAUUUCAUUAUCUUUCUAUUUAUCAAUUUAUUGUAAUAUGUGGCACAAGAACAGGGUGUACCACUGAUUCAAUGGUAAAACCUUGGCCUAAUAACCUUGAAGUUAUAGAUUCAAGUCUCAGGCAACCACUUUAUGACUA